AUGGAAGACGAGUGGGAAGAAGAAGAACAGCUAGUUGUGGUCGAACUAUCGGGAAUAAUCAACCCGGAGUUUCUCACCAACAGUAAAGAAACGUGCAAAAUCGUGGGUAUAGACACCAACCAGCCAAUACUUCAAGUGGGUCCCGCCGUGUUCGCGGGCGAAUAUGAAGAUGCUUUAGGCACCUGUGUGAUAUUUGAGGAGACAGCGAAAGACAAAAAAGAUGCAGACGCCUGUCCAUCUCUCAAAUAUAAAUGUCACACAUCCAAGAAACUGAUGAUGCAACGGACUUUUCUCAGCGAACGGAAAGAAGGCGAACCCAGCACGGGAGGUAUUGAGAUACUGGCACUGAAUGAACAAGAGGGGUACGGGAGGUCCCGUGUAGUUUGCAAAUACACCGAUGAUAAAAAGAAAGAAAAGGACUUCGACCCGAAAGACAGCGAGUGUCUGGUGGGUAGCGAUGAAUCAGAUGGGGACGCAUCUGCGAUGUAAUGAAGAUCCUGGAUUGAUUUUUCUUGCUAACAGCACAAGAGAUGUUACAGGAACAACGGGACACUCUAACCCUCUGGAACUGCAGACAACAGAAAUGGAAUCGAGGGAGUGUGAUACAGACCAUCGAUCUGGCCUCUAUUUGACUCCAUAAAACGCUGUUUAUAGCGGCAUUGACUUUG
Molecule: messenger RNA, 668 nt
Organism: Chanos chanos (milkfish)
Lineage: Eukaryota; Metazoa; Chordata; Actinopteri; Gonorynchiformes; Chanidae
Gene: gtf3c6
Product: general transcription factor IIIC, polypeptide 6, alpha
Exons: 1
Coding region: 1-489 (162 amino acids)
Biological process (GO): transcription by RNA polymerase III
Cellular component (GO): transcription factor TFIIIC complex
Source: RefSeq, a predicted model, not a curated record